AGUCUUUUCAGCACACCCAGACCAAGAGCAGAUGGUAUCCUCCAUGGCUGGGCUCACUGGUGUCUGCACCAUGAGGAACGGGCAUCUAUGGUUGCUGCCAGGACUCUUGAUGCUGCUGCUGUUGCCAUUGAGAGCUGCAGCCCAGAAGACUAGUGAUUGUGCUCGCUGGUGCCCUCCAAACUCCACAUGUGUCAAUGCCACUGCCUGUCGCUGCUCCCCAGGAUUCAUUUCGUCAUCUGGGGUGAUCUUCACCAGCUUAUUGGAGAGUUGUGAUGAUAUCAACGAGUGUGGAUCACUGUCAGCUGUGUCCUGUGGAGAAUUUGCAGAUUGCCAGAACACAGAGGGGAGCUACUACUGCAUAUGCAUUUUAGGAUAUGAGCUUGCUUCUGGGGCAAGAAUGUUCAAGAAUGAGAGUGAGAACACAUGUCAAGAUGUGAAUGAAUGCACGUCGGGGCAGAACCCAUGCCACAGGUCCACCCACUGCCUCAACAACAUUGGGGGCUACAAGUGCCGCUGCCGCCCUGGCUGGAAGCCUGUUCCUGGGUCCCCCAAUGGCCCAAGCAACACUGUCUGUGAAGAUGUGGAUGAGUGCAGCUCUGAGAAGCCUUUGUGCCACGAGUCCACCGUCUGCAUCAACACCGUAGGCUCGUACAAGUGCCGCUGCCGCCGGGGCUGGGAGCUCAAACCCGGAUUCCAGAAUAAGCAGCCCAACACCACCUGUGAAGAGAUGUCCUUCCCCACCUGGACCCCACCCCCUAGAAUCAAGAGCCAGCGGCUCUCCCGUUUCUUUGAAAGAGUCCAAGGUCUGGGGAGACACUUCAAGCCAGCCUUGGCUCAGGACACCAUCCAGGACCUCAUACAGGAGGUGGAUGAGCUGCUCCAGACCCCCGAGGACCUGGAGGCUCUGCCCCGCUCAAAGCAGCACUGUGUGGCCACGGACCUGCUCGGUGGCCUGGAGGAUGUCCUGAGAAAGCUGAGUCAGGCUCUGCCCAGUGGAACAUUGACCUUCAAUGCAUCUGCAGGCACAGACCUGUCCCUGGAGGUGCAGGAGCAAGGACACAGAAAUGUCACUUUGAGUUCAAAUCAGGCGAAGAUGUGGCUGAACUGGGAUGUGGUGCACAAAUCUGGUGACUCAGGUCCUUCUGUGGCGGGCCUCAUCUCCACUCCAGGGAUGGGCAAGUUGCUGGCAGAGGCCCUCCUGGUCCUGGAGUCUGAGAAACAGGCAGUUCUGCAUGGGGCACACAAGCGUAUUUUGCCAGGAGUUUCCUUGGUCCUGCUCUCAGAUGUCAUCUCUGCCUUUACGAACAAUAAGUACACCCAGAACCUCAGCUCCCCCAUCACCUUCAUCUUCUCUCAUCAUUCAGUGAGCCCUGGGCCAACACAAAAGGUGUUCUGCGUCUUCUGGGAGCACAGUCAAGGUGGCUGUGGUCAUUGGUCCACUAGAGGCUGCAGGAUGGUGACCACUACAGACACCAGUACCAUCUGCCAGUGCACCCAUCUCAGCAGCUUUGCCAUUCUCAUGGACCACUACGAUGCACAGGAGGAGCGUCCCGGGCUGGCUGUGAUCACCCAUGUGGGGCUGGGCAUCUCUCUGCUGUGCCUCCUCCUGGCAGCCCUCACCUUCCUGCUGUGCAAAGCCAUCCAGAACACCAGCACGUCGAUCCACCUGCAGCUCUCAAUCUGCCUCUUCCUGGCCCACCUGCUCUUCCUCACGGCCAUCGACCAGACCAAGAUCAAGGUGCUGUGUGCCAUCAUUGCAGGUGCCCUACACUAUCUCUACCUGGCCUCCUUCACCUGGAUGCUGCUGGAGGGUCUGAAUCUCUUCCUCACUGCACGUAACCUGACGGUGGUCAACUAUUCCAGUGUGAGGAGGUUCAUGAAGAAACUCAUGUUCCCUGUGGGCUAUGGAGUCCCAGCUAUAAUUGUGGCCAUUUCUGCAGCAUCCAGGCCUUACCUUUAUGGAACUCCCAUGCGCUGCUGGCUCCACACAGGAAAGAGAUUUAUAUGGAGCUUCCUUGGACCAGUUUGUGCCAUAUUCUCUGUCAAUUUAGUUUUCUGUCUGAUGACCCUCUGGAUUUUGAAAAGCAAAUUGUCAUCCCUCAACAGUGAUGUAUCCACCCUCCAGAACACAAGAAUGCUGACAUUUAAAACCACAGCUCAACUCAUCAUCUUGGGCUGCACAUGGUGCCUGGGCAUUCUGCAGGUGGGUCCAGCUGCCCAUGUCAUGGCUUACCUCUUCACCAUCAUCAACAGCCUGCAGGGCUUCUUCAUCUUCUUGGUGUAUUGCCUCCUCAGCCAGCAGGUCCGGGAACAAUACAAGAAAUGGUUCAAAGGGAUCAGGAAUAGAAGAGCUGAGUCUGAGAAAUACACACUGUCCAGCAAGGCCAUGUCUGAUUCUUCCAGACGCAGCACGGACUCUUGAUGCUGCUGCUGUUAC
Molecule: messenger RNA, 2437 nt
Organism: Lontra canadensis (Northern American river otter)
Lineage: Eukaryota; Metazoa; Chordata; Mammalia; Carnivora; Mustelidae
Product: adhesion G protein-coupled receptor E2-like
Exons: 19
Coding region: 32-2422 (796 amino acids)
Biological process (GO): cell surface receptor signaling pathway; adenylate cyclase-activating G protein-coupled receptor signaling pathway
Cellular component (GO): membrane
Molecular function (GO): calcium ion binding; G protein-coupled receptor activity
Source: RefSeq, a predicted model, not a curated record